GGCACAACACCAGAGGCGACCAUUUUUCAUCGUCACUGAAAAAGAGAGCGUUUUUAACUCAAGCUGGUCGCGACGGAAGGACACAGCAGAUACAAGUAUUGGUCUUCCCAGACCGGAUCGUAAACCUGGCCUUGCUGCAGAGUCGAAGGGCAUGUUUACCACUUUCAUCGGUUUAAUUGAUAUUCAAUCAUGGUGGGAGGUGCCCUGCAUUGCGCACUUUUGUUCGCUGUUUAGUACCACCUUCCAGCUGCCUAGGUUUGACAUUGAGGAUCUCGAAGAGGCCCUUCUAACAGAUGCCGAUGCCGAGGGUGAAGUAGACCUGAAAGUGUACACCGCGCGCCUGCUGCCGGAGCUAAUCGUCGCACUGUUGAAGGGCUGUGAUGCGCUUGCACAGAUCGGUUCACACAUCAGCCCGAGCAACUAUCAGAUGUUCCUGAGGCGUCUGUUUCGUCAAAAAUGUCAGGAAUAUAAUGUUGAUAAUCCGUUUAACACCGAUAUUGAUUUCGAAAAGCUACCGCUUCGUACGAAGAUCACUAUUUUGAAGUACCUUUGCGACUUCCGGCUCGAUUCCGAACACGUCAGCACCACCUUUGCCGAUUACGACGCGGACAGUCUGCGGCUGGAACCGAUAGGGUACGAUCGCAACGGAUCUUCUUAUUGGCACUUUUUCGGCACGCGCUUGUAUCGGGAAGAUUACGUGAGUGGUGGUGGUAAAUCGAAAGCGGCCAAAUCGCCUGUCUGGCAGGUAAUCUGCUUCACAGAGGAAGAUUGGCGCAAUCUAGCGAACAAGCUCGAUCACUCCACCAACGCGAAGGAGCGCACCCUGCACGAGCUGCUGGUGGAAAACUUUUUGCCUUACAUUCCGAAACUAUUUCGCGACAAGGAAAGGGAACGUCGCAAUAGACUUUUCGAGCGGCCUAGAUCAACACGCAUAAAACAGCUGCAGGAGGUAAAAAACCUCCGCCAGCAGGAACAGCUGCAAAAAGAGCAACAACAGCUGCUACUGGAAGAGGAAGAGAUCAAUCGGGAAAGCAGCAGCAAUCUUACCGAAGUGCAGCAAAAGACACGUGUACCACAACCGAAACGGGCGGAACUGCUGUCGGAAGCGCGUGCGAAACGAGCUGAGCGACGGUUAGAAGCGAAACAUUCACUCGCGAACAACAACUCUCACUACCAAGGCCAAAGUGUUUUAGAAAGGGUACCGCAGGGUUUUUGUACGCACAAAGUCCAACCACGGGGGCAAGUGUGUAGUGUGCGAUGCUGGCGGACGAUAGACGACGGCGACGAAAACUACCUAAAGUUGGCGACGUUCGCGGGAAAACCUUUUUCGCACACACAGUGCAAAGCAAACACAGAAUCGGCACUACAUGCGACGUCUGAUCCGACCCUACUAUCCUCGACGACCAUCCCCCCCUCGACAAACAACAAACAUCGUCGUUCGACAGCACGAAAAAAAAGAAAACCGAACCGUUCCGUGACAGACGUGAGAAGCGUGAAACAAUAUCUCGAUCGAAUUCCGUCACAACCACGAAAAGAAAACGCGUUCCGUAGUAGAGCAAAUAGUCCGUACCUUUAUGACAGCGCCACUAAUUUGAGCGGUUCCACUUCUCCGUCAGUAGGUCCUCGGCUCUGGAGGGCCAGACUGUACAGCGCCACAGCACGUCGUAGCGCAACGGGAAGUGCAUCGCCAACGUCGCUAGCUCGCUCCAGCUCGGUCGAAUCGAACGCCCGGAGCGAAAGAAGUUACGCCAGCAGCAGCCGAAGUAGAUCGGUUGAAAGCGAAGGUGGUCACCACGCGACGGCGGACGCUGCGAUCUACAACGAUUCGUACUACAUUGUAAGCCGGCGCGAGGACAGCGAAAGUGUGCACAGCUUCAGCGACACCGAGGCCGAAAAUAACAUCAACAGUGGCAAUACCGACACGAACAGCAAACAGCACCACCACCAGCUGGUGGAACAGUCGGAACCGGCUGUCAUCAAGCCACUGUGUCAGCAGCGGCAGCAAACGAAAGCGGAACAAAAAGCGGAACGGCGUCCCGUUCGGCCGGUAAGCGCCGAGGUAGAGAAAUUGUUGCGCUUCAAUCAAAUCAUGGCUCCGACAGCGACGAAACUGCCUGGCCGUCAAACGAACAACUCUCUGUCGUCCGUCACCGGGCCCGUGAUAUUGCCAUUCAGCGAAGGGCCAGUUGCGAAGGGCGCCGCAACCAAUGGCGGUAAUAGCGGCGGCAAAGGAAGUGACGGUGCCGCGUCGGCCACAAAUCAGGGCCGUAAAAAGAAGGGCAAGUCGACGAAUGUUAAUGCCACCUCUGCUGCUGCUGCUAGCUACACCAACAGUAGUUUUACCAAAGCGAACUGUUCCGCCACCUCAAUUUUCGUAUCGUCGUCUCUUAGCUUUACCGAAACUGACGAGGUCCUGCAGAUCGGUAUGCACAAGGUGCUGGAAAGUAUCAAAAACCACGACGAUGCCUGGCCAUUUAUGGAUCCGGUCGAUGAGGACAUUGCGCCAAAGUACUAUUCGAUCAUACGAAGGCCUAUGGAUCUGCAAAAGAUGGAGGAAAAGUUAGACAAUGGGGAGUAUAUGAUUUUCAGUGACUUUCAAAACGAUUUUAAGUUGAUCGUCAACAACUGCCGGCUAUAUAAUGGUCAAGCAAAUGAAUAUACGGAAAUGGUCAACAACCUUCAGAUUGCGUUUGAACGUGCCAGGAAGAAAUACUUUGACGAGAACUCAUCAGACGAGGAACUGAUGAGCCACGAGUAUCCGGAUGUGAGUCGCGCGAAUGCUGCGUUCAAGGAAAAACCGUCCUCAAAGGACAGCAACAAAUCAACCUCCUCCGAUGCAAUGAACGGCCGUGGACAGCCGCACAGCAAAGGCACGCCGAAGGACGCCGGCAAGGGAGAGGCCGGCAACAAGGACAGGUCGAAGAAAGGCGGCGGCUCCGGUGGCAAUGGCAAUAAUAACAUAAGUGCAAAGUCAAGCAGCAGCAGCUCCAAUGCAAACUCCAAAGAUAACAGUGAUGGUGGUGGUGAUUCGCCGUCCCUCCAAGGGAAGGACAAACCGUGCAAAGAAUCGAAAGCAAAGUCGGUGAAAAGUGGUACGAGUGCCGGGGGCGACAAGAAAGGUGGCAAAAAUGUGAUGGGCGAAAAGAAGGAACCGUUCGCGCCGGCGGCUGGUGGAGCCGGUACGAAAAAGAACAAAGCAAACAAACAGCAGCCGGAGAUGGACUCGGAACCGGAACCAGACCCGGAACCGCCGGAAAAGGACAAAAGUGCAUCGCGAGUGAACAACAAAACUGUAAAACGCAAGCGCAAGGAGAAGGAGAAAGGUGAUAAAGUGAAAAGCAAGAAACUAAAAACCGAAACAAGUGACCAUAGUGAUGGGGAGGAUGGGCUGCAGCGGGACGAAGAUAGGGUGAAUCUCAAAAGCGAAGAAGAGCCCGAUUGGAGCGAACCCGAACGGAAACGGUACAAAAAGGAUCAUCAUGGUGAUGUGGGAGAGGACGAACCUGCAACGACACCGUUACAGGCAGGAGAUGGUAGUGGUAUGCAGUUGGCGGGUGGUAAAAUGGAUGAUCUGAAGGAGGAGGAGGAGGAGGAAGAUUUUCCAGUGUACGAGAGCAAGAAGAAGGCGGCGGUGAAAGCGCUGCAGGAGAAAGAGAAAAAGAAAAACAGUUCUAAAGUGAAGAAGGAGGAAAAGAAGAUGAACAAACCGCCCAAGGGUGGCAAGGGGAAGGAUGCAAAGUGUGAAUCGUUUUCGCCGGUACGGCAACGUUCAAUGUCGCGAACGCCCAGCCCAUCGCAGGAGGAUCCCUCCUCCAAACAGUCACCGAAUGGGUCGUUGAGCCCCAAGAAAAAAGAUAACGUGUCGUCGGAUGCCGGUGGGGGUGUGGUGGAAAAAACGGGGUCCAAAAAAGGGAAGGAUAAGAGUGGGUCGGAAGCCGAUGGGAAACAGCAUAAGAAGGGAAGUGGCGCGGCCAAGGCCGGAGCGGGUAUUUCGGUUGCGAAGCUGGACAAAAAGACGAAAAAAUCCGGCGCCCUGGCGUCUGCCAGCAAGGGUGGUGGCAAGGGCCGGCAAAAGAAAGCGGGUGGCAAACAGAAAAGCUCCCCCGUCGAGCGUGUCGACGAAGGGUCCAAGUGUGAGGAAGAAGCGGACCACAAUGCACGACACGAACCGGCCCCGAUGGAUACGAACGGGGAGCGGAACGAUGAAGCAAGCGAUAUGAGCGACUUUGAGGACAUUGACAAUAUGCGUGUGAAGCCUCACGACACCAGCAUCGAAGAGGAAAAGGAUGGUGGUGAUAGCGAGCGGGAGCCGGCGGCGAAAAAGUCGUACGACAAAUCAAAAAACAAAAAGAACAAAACCAGCAAGAAGAAUGUGGGAAAAGCUGGCGGUGCUGGGGGCGAGCAUCAUCGCACUAAAAAGAGCGGCGGAAGCAAGAGCAAGCAGAAGGGGAAGGAUAAAAAGAUGGACAAAAAAUCGCACAAGCGCGAUAAGGCUGGCAAGGGCAAGAAAAAGUCCAAAUCCUCCAGCGAUGAUCGUGCGCACGGGGGCGAUCGCGAAGCAACGUCGAGCGGUGGUGAGGAUGAAGAAGGUGCGGAUGGAGGAGAGGGAAGAGUUGAAUACCUCGGAGAUGCGUCGAAAAGUGCCUCAAAGCCGAUGCAAAAGCAGUCCAGGGACUCGCGCCUUGCCGCUGCAACGCGAUCGAUGUCACGUUCGCCCAGCCCGGCCCGGUCGUACUGUUCUGACGGUCGGUCGGCACGCGACAGUGGCGAGGAGGAAGACGACCAUCCGAAGCAAGCGCACGAUUCCACGCUUCCACCGAACCGAUCGAUCACUCCCGAUAUCAAGGAUAAGUUUGAUCUCAUCAAAGAACGCCGGAAUAGGGCAGCCGCGGCGGCUGCAGCAGCGGCCGAAAGCAAAGCAAAAGCCAAGCAGGCGAAAGCGAAGGGAAAGGAAGCAGGUAGCUCGGGAAAGAAGGGUAAAUCGUCGACCAAAGGAGGAGGAGGUGGCAACCGUGGCCAAAAGCACGCGGUGGAAGAAGACAGCAGUGUCAAUGCAAGUGCCUCACCAUCAAGCGCUGGUGCCAAACAGCAGCAGAAAAAGCACCAGCAAGUGUGCGACCCAGAAGACGGCAGCAAGCCUUCCAGUGAAAGUAAAUCAUCCAGCAAAAGCACCACCAGUGGUGGUGGCUCGAAGGGGAAGAAAAAUCGCGAUAAAUCGACGGCAAAUAGUGGCGAGUCUUCCAACGCGAAACCGGGCGAUAAAAAACACCCCCGCCCAGGUGCUGCUUCCGCUGACAGCACGAAGAAGGUGGACCGAAGCAACGAGUACGACUUCGUUGACGAUGGCCCCGACACAAAGCUGCACAAGAACCACGCGAAGUCAGCCCAUGCUGCCAGCGGUGGCUCUUCCAAGGCGGCUAAAAAGUCAACGUCGGCAACAGCAACUGCGACCGGUCCGACCGGUUUAACCGCUCAAAAACAUCUUAAAGCGAAUUCCAAAACCAUACCGCCACCAACGGGAAAAUUGUCCAAAACACCCGCUACAGCAGCGGGCGGUGGUGGUGGUAGUGCGGCUGGUGCAAACAUGGAGGAGCUAGAGCUGGAAACCGAGCAGACACUGAAGGACAUUAACAAAUGGUUGGAAAACACGCCGCGGUUUCCCGAGUACAGCUCAGCCAGCAACUCGCCGUCGCGCUACAUCAUGGACGAUUUCGACACGGUGCCGGUAAAGAUCGAACCGGCCGACUUCCGCAAACCGAUUCCCCUGUCGCAGCUGCCGGCGGCGAACGAAGCGGCCGCUAGCCCGCUACGUGGAGCAAGUCCCGGUCUGGCGACCAUCGCCACACCGCCGAAAGCAUUCUCCCCUAGGUCGGCAGCCAGUUCAAAAGAGCCCAGCGGCCCUGCAGCGGGCACCGGCAAACAAGCGAGCGGCAGCACGACGCCAUCCGCCUCACACGCGAAAGACGCCUCCAAAGGUGAACCGCUGGGUUCCGAUUCGGCCGGUGCACUAAAAGAUUCUACCAACAGCACCGCUGCCGCAACGGGCAGCAAACCCGCUGGACCGACGAGUCACACACUGCUGGGCCCUCCGCCGAUCAUACCGCCGCACUCGCAGAAAAAGGAACCCAAAGAACCGAAGCGAAAGUCGCUGAAGGAAAAGCUCUGCCAGCUGGGUGCGGGUGGGCGAAAGCGCGAUUUGCACCAUCACCGUACCACGAUCGACCGGUUGCAGCCGGGCAAGGCGAAGGGCAACCUCAUCGGGACGAUCCAGAAUCUCAACAAGCCGGACGAAUUAUUCCCGCUCGGCGCGGGUGGUGGUGCUGGCGCGGGAGGCAGCGGUGCGACCGGCAGCGGUGCCCUGAACAAGGUGAAGGAGGUGAAGAACUCGCUGAUCGUGAAGACGGACGAGUCAAAACCGAAGCUAAGCCUCGGUACCGUGCUUAAUACGGAAGGGUUCGGUAUCGUGCAGCAGCACAACUUUGCCGACGACGAGGACGAUCCCAAGCGUAGCUCCUCGUUGCUGAAGAAGGACGAGGACGCUGAGGAGGACGAACUGUUGAUCGGUACCGCAGCGAUCGGUGCUGUAAAGCCCUUAAUAAGUGCGUUGAAAACCGCAGCACUAGCGAUCACCGGUGGAAGCUCUCCCGCCGGUAGCCGGGAGGGAGGAUUGCUCUCGAAAAAGGAUGAACCUAGCAACACCACGGCCGCGGGUGAGAAAACGGAACCGGCCAGCGAUCUGGCGGUGGCCGGAGAGCCCAAAAGCAGCACCGUUUCGUCGGCAGCGGACAAGUUGUUCUCGCUGGAGGAUGGAAAGCCGGGCAAAGCGGAGGAAACGAUUGGAAAGGACGCACUCAAAGGCAAGGAUAAACCGGCCGCAACGCCCAACCUGAACGCAUGGAUCAAGGCGUUCGGUGCGCCGAAAAAGCCGAAGAAAUCGGACGACACCGAUGAACCCGGCAAAGCUUCGCCGGCCAGCGAUAAGAGCAAGCCGAACGAGAACACCUCCACCCACCCUUCGUCGAACGAAUCGUCCAGCGGCAUUGGCAGUCUGCCGACCAUUCCCGGCAGUCUGGAAAGUCCCAGCUAUCCCACGUUGCCAACCGUACCGCGGCAGCGAAAGGCCAGCACCGGCAGCACGGUUAGCGAGCGGUCCUCGUACAGCCAAGAUCCGGACAGUCCCCGCAUCGGUAUCGACGAACGGCUCGGAGCGUAUCCCGCCCCGUACCCGAGCCCGAUCGGGGCGUCACCGAUCAUGACGUCGCCCAAGCUGGACGAUACGCAGAAGAGCCCGUACCAUCCACUGAACGGUGCGAUCAAGGUCGGGUUCUAUCAGGACACCACGCAGAAGAGCAGCCCGGAAAAGAGUUGCAGUCCGCGGGAUCUACCCUCGCCGUAUCCGCAGUACUCGCAGCAUCUGUACACGUCCAACGCUGCGAACGCGACCGGUACCGGUGGUACUACAACUACCGCCGGGAACAAUAUUGCCCCCGGCGGAGGUUCCUCGGUGUACGGCAGCUAUUCUGCGUAUGGGACUACACCUACCGGUAUCGGGUCUACCGGUACAAACGUUAACCAGCCCAGUACGGCAGCGGCAGCAGCUACGGCAAGCAGUGUGGCCGACAGUUUCAAAGGCUACGGCAAAGAGCUUAAAUCACCGGUCGAUUUCUACGACCAGUACAAACAGCCAGCCUCGCAGGAGUCGGACUACAACUCGUCGAUGAGCCCCAGUACAAAUCCCAACUCUCCAUAUCACAACCCGGCGUCAUCACCGUACCAGCAGCAGCCAAACUCGCCUUCCUGCUACCAGCAGCAGCAGCAGCCGCAAGCGUCCUCCUCCUCCCCGUACGGGCAUCAACCGUCGUCGAUUGCGUCGCCCGCCUCGUCGGUGGGUCCGCUGUCGCCGUACAAUCCGCCGGCGGUACCGCACAGUCCGGCUACCGGACAGACCACACCCUCCAGCAUCAGUGGCCACUCGCCGUACAACCCGGGCCAGGGGCAGUCGCCCUACCACACCAAUCAGGCCCCGUCAACGGCCUCGACGUCGCCAUCGACCGGUACAGCGGUGGGCGGCGUUGCUGCCAGUGGUGGUCAACCUAAGCUGCAGUCGAAACCAAAUACGCCGCUGCACCAAAGCCCCAACUCACCGUUCUCACAGUCAAACCAAAGCUCCCCCUACUCACAGCAGGAUCCCAACUCGCCCUACUCCUCCCAAGGUGGCCAGCUGUCGCCGUUCCAGCCGAUGUCCCCGAAACCCCAGCAGCCGGCUGCUCCGUCCGCUGCCGGCAACACCAGCAACAGCAACGCCAACAAUGCGAUUAAGCUCGCUCCCCCGAUCAUCACGCCGCAACAGGCCGCCGCUGCCGCUGGCGUAACACUUCCACCCGAAUCUCCCGCCCAUUCGCAAGCGACGACGGCCGCGACGAUCGGUGUGCAUCAGGCACAAAACCUGACCGGAUCGGGCGGCAGUACGGGCACGGGCAACAACAGUUCUGCCCCCUCAAGCACGCCGGGAACGACGAUCGCGUCCACACCGAUGCAGCUGAACUCGCACCAAUCGCCCUGGACGGCGCACCACAAUCAGUACAACCCGUACCUGAACCAUCCGGGCGAUACGGCCGGCGGGGCGGGCAGCAUGUCGUCCUCGUUGCCCCCAGCACCGGCUCAUAUGCCACCAUCUCAGCAGGGACAUCUUAGCAACGUGCACACGCAUCCAUCGCCCGCCCACACGCAGCACCAGCAGCACCAACACCACCAGCACCACCAGCAGCACCAGCAGCAGCAGCAGCAGCAGCAGCAGCAGCAGCAGCAGCAGCAGCAGCAGCAGCAGCAGCAGCAGCAGCAGCAGCAGCAGCAGCAGCAGCAGCAGCAGCAGCAGCAGCAGCAGCAGCAACAGCAGCAGCAGCAGCAACAGCAUCUACUGCAACACCACCAACAACAGCAGCAACACCAGCAAAGUCAUCAACAGCAACACCAACCAAAUCAUCAGCAAACGCCACACGGGCACCAUCUAGCGACGACACAGCAGCAGCAGCAAAGCCAUCUUGGCAAUCUGCUAAUGGGAUCCAACAACAACCCCUACACUUCCACGUACGGUCGGCCGUACGAUCUCAAUUCGGCGUCGGCAUCCAACACAUCGUCAUCAGCUUCAGCAGCAGCAGCAGCAGCAACGGUGGGCGGAUCGGGAACGACCGCGACAUCAUCCAACAUUGAUCACCAUCAUGCGCCGCAACAUCAUUCCCAGCAGCAACAGCAGCAGCAUCUUCAUCAUCAGCAACACCAACAGCAGCAUUCGGCGCCGCAUCAUCCACAGCAUCCGAGUUUAAGCGGCAUCAGCAACAAGAACAGCCCUAGCACGGCCUCAAUCACCAACACUUCGAAAGUACCUGAAAUGAUCAACCUAGGCUAUAGCGAACCUGAUACCAAUAGCAGCAAACCGGCGCAGGACGUUCCAAUGAACAUGGAAUCUUCGAGCGGUUUGGGCAAGGAGAAAGCAGAUGGUACGAAGGACAACAAACAUUUGCAGCAGCAGCAGCAACAACAACAACAGCAACACCAAUCUUUCGAUCAUCAUAUGGGCAUGAGUUACGGAAACCCGAUGGAUAUUUCCAUCAGCAAAUCGAAGGCGUUCGAUAUGUUUAAUCGUGCGGCGACGAUGAAUUUCCCGCGCGGGUUCGGUGCUCCGGGCAUCCAUCAGCCGGCACCCGCUGGCAACGUUGGGGCCAACAGCACCGGCGGCUACGAUCAUCACCGCUCGUUGUCACAGGCGACCAACAUGAACAAGGCGCACGAUAUGAGCGGUGGUGGAGCAGGUUCGGCGACGGCUAGCGUGUCCACCGCACCAACCGGCUACAUCAUGCAGCCGGCGGGCGGGAAACAGGCCAAUCAACACCCAGCGGACCAGCUGCAUCUGCCCCGCUACGAUCAGCGCAGUCCGCAACAUUUGCAACAGCAGCAGCAGCAACAGCACGGUGUAACAUCCGCUUCCUCUGGGCCAUCAUCGCAACCAAGCGGCAGCGGCAACGCGUCGACGGAUCUCAGCAGCGCGGGUGGCGGCUACAAAUCAUAUGGUGUACCGGGUACUCCAGCCACGGCCGCAUCGGCAUCGCUGAUGGACCCGGCAAUACGCAAUCUCACCUCCCUGUCCUCCCUCUACAACCCGGACCCGGACCGACUGCUCGGUGGUCCUGGUGCGCCAUCUGCGACCACGGCUGGCGGCUUCUACGACAAAGGUAUGCCGUCGGCCGCGCACAUGUUUGGCAAAAAUCUAUCCCAGCCGCCGGUCGCGUCCUCCUCCGCUGCCACCACGUCGGCCCUGCAGCAGAUGUUCAACAACACCAUGGCGGCCACCACGAUGGCAGCGUACAACGCCAACCGGGAGCAGCCGAACGUUUCCUACGUGCCAUCGCCCAACUAUCACCAUCCGCAGCAGCAUCAGCAGCGGACCGACAUGAUGAAUGCAACCAACAUCCAGCCGCAAAAGAUGUCCCACAAUGCCAACGUACCGUCGGCUUCGGGCGGCGGUGCCGGUAAUGCGUCGGUCAGCAGUGAACCUGCGCCGCCACCGGCUAAACCCAAACGCUCGCGGAAAAAGAAGGACCAGCUAGCGCAGGAACAGGCAGCGGCGGCGGCGGCGUCAGCAGCAGCUGCAGCAGCAGCAGCGGCAGCGGCAGCAGCCCAACAGCAGCAGCAAACGCUACAUCAGCACGCAAUGCAUGCCGCCCAUCAGCAGCAGGCACUCGGCCCACAUCAAGGAUUCCCCGCCUACCCUGGGCUAAAACCAUCCAACUCUACCUCCUCCGCCAGUGGUGGUGCGGGUGGUGCUGGCGGUGGUCCACCCGGAAUGGGUUCGGCUUCCGCUGCGCCCGGUGCGGUUGGGAAUCCGGCAAGCAGCGCGGAAACGUCCGCCAUUUCGCUGAAAACGGCCAACAUCGUUCCCGGCAGCGCGUUCAAUUUUGGCCCCGGGCCGGCUGGGCUCGGUCUGCCACCGGGUGGCCUUUACGGUGACACGUCUGCCACCACGUACCUGGAGGAGUCGUACCGCAACUCCCAAAAUCCGUACUACCUCCCGCCCAGCCAUCGGGGCACAUCGGCGACGGGCUCGGGUAGCACCGGUACCGAGGCCGACAAGCUUGGCAACCCGAUCGGCUCCCAGGCUACCCCGCCCGGGUCGGUAGCGGCGGCCGCCGCUGCCGCUGCCGUUGCCUCCGUACACGGCCCACCGCCACCGACCGCUGCCUCGCCGUACCAUCAGUUCCUGGCUUCGCAUCACGGCACACGCCCGUACCAGUUCAUGAACCAGUUUGAUCCACUACACCAACAGUACCUGCGACAGGAGGAGCUUCGGGCACAGAUGAUGAUCAACCAGGGGCUUCUGGGCGCGCCGGGUGCCGCUCCGCCUGGUGCGUACGGACAGCCCGGUUACCAUCAUCCCGCGAUCGGUAUGCACAAGCCGUACGACGCGAUGAACAGCAUGAACCGCUCGCCCUUCCUAUAACAUCCGCAACCACCGGCUGCGGGUGAACUUUUGGGAAAAACGGCACCAGUGGGGACAGAGAUGAAUGGCAGCGAAUGAAAACAAACUAAAAAACGAUGUCCCCCUUCUCGUCCUGCAUACAAAGUAAAAGGUUUACUUCAGUUGACAUUAUCAUCCGUUCUAAGAACGAUGUACGAAGGGUAGAACGAGUUUGUGCAACCUAAAAUGCUUUGUGCAUCUGUAUUGAUGUUUUCUAUUUUGGGGGAUUUUGGCAGAUUAUUUUACUUCUUCUAACCUUUUGCACAGAGUGGAAUAAGAACGGUAGUGUUGUUACUUGAAUAAUCCAUUAAAAACUAAGCAAAAAGUUACACCAAUCACAUCUUGCAAGGGUCCACCGCUAAUUGUUUGUGAAAGGUUGAAUUUGCGAACAUUUACUUCAAUUUAGUAUUUUAUGUUUUAGACCUCUCUCUUAUUUUCUUUUCCUUUUUUUCGUUUUGUAAUCAGUCCAGACCCUUGUUGUCCCUAGUUUUGUAUCAUUCUUAUGCAACUGUUGCAAGAUUGUUUCGUUGCUUAUACAAUAUGUUUAUUCGUCCCAGUAAGGAAUAAGGGAAAACAACCGUCAAUAAGUUGAAGUAUUUUUCUUUACGUGUUUUUUUUUGUAUUGUCUUUCCGACCAGAACUGAGUUGGAAUAAGGUUGAAUUGUCUCAUAAAACUACAAAACCUGUGUAUAGUUGUAGAUUCGUUCACAUUGUGCAAACGUCAUGUUUAUGCCUCGUCUUAGACGAUGAUGCAGUGAUUGUGUGAUAAAUGUAUGUCGCUGCUAAAGGAAAAGAUUGUAUUUCUCUAGCGGCUAUUAUCCUAUUUUGGUGUGUGGUGUCUCAGAAUGUUAUAAACUGCAAACGGCUGGGUUUUGUAUGAAUUAGGUUGUUUUUAAUAACGUAAAUUAUGUACUCAGUUAUGCGCAGUUUGUGAAGUAUACUUUUGGUUUUUUUCGUUGUUAUGGUCUUAAAUGAACACACACAUUGAAUAUUCUCAGAAUUGGUCGAGUGUAAAGGUUUCAAGGGUGAAAAUAUCAGACAGCAUUUAACUUUAGCCUCAACUUGUCGAAGCUACUUAGCCGCGAUUCUGCUUAAGUUCUGCUACAUAAAUAUGAAUUAACUAGUUCCCUUACUACCAAGAAGAUACAUUACCACAUUCCCUCGAUGAGUUUCCUUCACUUUUUAAACAGAAAUAUCAAUUAAUGGUAAAACAUAUUUCAUCAGUAACCGUAACACUCACAAAUAAUACCAGUCGAUAGUUCGAAUAAGUAAAUAUUGAAGAAUAUUCUAUUAUAACACAAGCAGAUGAAAACAAAAUGGUAACCAUUUCGUUUAAUACAGUAAAAGUGCAGCCACUCGCCACCCCCAGCCCCUGUACUGUACGCCUUAUUCGUCAGCGUAACUUCCACCAAAAAAAAUGUGUGGAAACGGUUAAUCAUCGUUUGUCUGCAUGCAAACAGAACAUAGGAAAAUAGAAGUUUAUCGAUCUAAGCUAAUGGAGAAUUUAAAAUAACACAAUAAUCAAACCCCCGAGCAAAGCGUAACGAGAUUAGUGAGAAAGAAAGAGAAAGAGAUAAAAAAAGAUAUAAAAGGCAACAAAUUUGUUAGGAGUUGAAUAAUAAUCAAAAUUUGACUAUAGGAUCUAUUUAUAUUUGAAAAUGUAUAUCAUUGCUACACGAUCUGUAUCUGGGUUCUGAUCCUUGUUGUGAUCUUUCUGUACGGGUUCACCCCUCAGCACGAUUACCAAUCACAUGCGUGAAAGAACAAAAAUUAUGUAUUCUUUUACUGUGGUUGUACAAUUUUCAUUUCUUUAUUUUUUUGUGUGUAAACAAAAGUAGAAACUGAUCGGACGGAACAAAAACAGACAAAUUGAUCAUGUUCGCUUUUCCUUUUCUUCAUCUUAUGUUCUUUGUUUCUAGCUCUCUUUCUCUUUCAUACAAUUAAACCGAGGGCAUUCGAGAAAAUGUAAAAAGUCGUUUUUUAAAAGCACAUCAGUAGUUACAGCAACACAAACAUUAGACGAUGACGAUCGCAAUGAACAUUACGGUUGUUUAGGUUUCUUUUUCACCCUAGUAAGCCUUUUUGUACAUACAUUUAGUCGGAUAAAGAGUGCGAUCCGAUCGCUCUUGGUAAUACGAACUGUAGGCGGCGAACCUUCUCCCACGACCAAAUGUAGCGUUUUCUUUGCUGGAAAGGAAACCUUACAUACACUAUAAACUCUUCCGUUCCUUGUAUAGAUGUUGUGCGUACUGGUGUGCGUAGGUUAAGCUAAACAACUUGUUAAUUAUUAGAACAAAAGAACAAAAACAGGCAUGCGCAUAGUCUGUCGAAUUAGCGUAAUGUGGAUCAAGGCGAAUUGCUAAAAAAAUCGUUUGACAAAAUGCGAUUUUAGAGAAGAACAAUGCUAUAGCCAUCGGAAUAUAUAUUAGUUAAUACACGUUUUAAGUAUAGACUUUCCUACACCUCCACAGCGUUUCACACCAGUUGGGGAUGUGGGCGAGUGCGUACACAAAAAGAAUCGUAUUAAGUGGGUAGUAUAAGUUAUUAAACGAUACAAGACAACACAACAAUUGUACGCAACAACGGCAUAAAGAACUGUUUUCGAAACCGUACAUCUAGUGUAGUGAAAUUCCGUGCGUGUGCGUGUGUGUGCGUGUGUGUGUGUGUGUUUGUAAGGUUAGUCGUCAGCUGUGUGUGCCUGUCGUCGUGUGCGCAUUUCAUAAUUGCUGUGUUGAGGAUAAUUAACAACAGGAGCUAAAUUACCCCUUACAGGAAAAGGAAAUAAUUCUAGCAAAAGUUAAUUCACUAACGCAUAUGUUAACUGAUGAUAUAGCGCGUUUGAGUUGCUUUGAGUAGCAAAAGUUGUAGAGCAACAAACCAACAGCAUCCACCACAAAAGCCUUGUUUGGUUAAGAAAGCUGAAAAACUUUUUGUUGUUGUAAUGUUUUAUGUUUUAGACUAUUAACGUCUAUCCACAACAUAAUGUUUUCGGGAUUUGAAGGGGUAGUUAAAAACGAAAUUCGACAAAAA
Anopheles merus is the source of this 14542-nucleotide messenger RNA. RefSeq lists its product as uncharacterized. The record is from RefSeq and is a predicted model, not a curated record. Gene Ontology annotation, molecular function: histone H3 acetyltransferase activity; protein binding. Gene Ontology annotation, cellular component: histone acetyltransferase complex. NCBI's taxonomy places the organism in Eukaryota, Metazoa, Arthropoda, Insecta, Diptera, Culicidae. Gene Ontology annotation, biological process: chromatin remodeling; positive regulation of transcription by RNA polymerase II.